Molecule: messenger RNA, 591 nt
Organism: Saccostrea echinata
Lineage: Eukaryota; Metazoa; Mollusca; Bivalvia; Ostreida; Ostreidae
Exons: 7
Coding region: 61-591 (176 amino acids)
Source: RefSeq, a predicted model, not a curated record
GAUGUUCCGCAGCUAACAUCGAAGGAUAGCUGCAAUCCGAAUCCUUAUAUUCAACCAAAAAUGUCUGAAAAAACCUCCAUAAGCAAAAAUGAGCAUCCACCUUAUGCUCCUUAUUUGAAAUUUGAAGAAGGCGGAAUCCAUGAUCCUCAUGUGCAUGUCAAGAACUCUGAAAAAACCUCCAUAAGCAAAAAUGAGCAUCCAUCUAAUGGUCCUUAUUUGAAAUUUGAAGAUGGCGGAAUCCAUGAUCCUCAUGUGCAUGUCAAGAACUCUGAAAAAACCUCCAUAAGCAACGAUGAGCAUCCAUCUAAUGGUCCUUAUUUGAAAUUUAAAGAUUGCGGAAUCCAUGAUCCUCAUGUGCAUGUAAAAAAUUCUGAAAAAACCUCCAUAAGCAACGGUGAUCAUCCAUCUAAUGGUCCUUAUUUGAAAUUUGAAGAUGGCGGAAUCCAUGAUCCUCAUGUGCAUGUAAAAAAUUCUGAAAAAACCUCCAUAAGCAACGAUGAGCAUCCAUCUAAUGGUCCUUAUUUGGAAUUUGAAGAUGGCGGAAUCCAUUAUCCUCAUGUGCAUGUAAAGAAUUAUGAACUCAUCAUAUAA